UUGAACAGCAAUGAUGCCUACCUGCUGAAGUUGCCUAAAGGGGAUGGGUAUUUGUGGAAAGGGAAGGGGGCCAGUGAGGAAGAGGAACGAGGGGCGAAAUACAUGAGUGAGAAGCUGAAGUGCAAAAUCAAGCCAAUUACUGAAGAAAAUGAGCCAGUGGACUUCUGGAAAGCUCUGGGUGGAAAGAUGGAGUAUCAGACGUCCGAGAUGUUGGAGAGCAAAACUAUAGCACAUUCUCCCCGCCUGUUCGCCUGCUCCAACAAAACGGGAAAGUUCAUUAUUGAAGAAGUACCUGGUGAGUUUAACCAAGAUGACCUGGCAGAGGACGAUGUCAUGUUACUGGAUGUCUGGGAUCAAGUGUUUGUGUGGAUUGGAAAGGAUGCCAAUGAGGUGGAGAGGAAUGAGUCAGUAAAAUCCGCAAAUACUUACAUUGAGACAGACCCAUCAGGACGGGACAAGGGGACACCUGUUGUGGUGGUAAAGCAGGGACAC
Molecule: messenger RNA, 492 nt
Organism: Sinocyclocheilus rhinocerous
Lineage: Eukaryota; Metazoa; Chordata; Actinopteri; Cypriniformes; Cyprinidae
Product: adseverin-like
Exons: 5
Biological process (GO): actin filament severing; central nervous system development; actin polymerization or depolymerization
Cellular component (GO): cytoplasm; actin cytoskeleton
Molecular function (GO): phosphatidylinositol-4,5-bisphosphate binding; actin filament binding
Source: RefSeq, a predicted model, not a curated record